This is a messenger RNA of Fraxinus pennsylvanica, 360 nucleotides long. Lineage: Eukaryota; Viridiplantae; Streptophyta; Magnoliopsida; Lamiales; Oleaceae. The record is from the annotation of a GenBank genome assembly.
AUGCAUGAUUUUUGCUUUACAAUCCCAUAUGGGCUGAUUCUGGCGUGCGGUGGGAUCAUUGGUUAUGCUAAGAAAGGCAGCACAGCCUCACUCGCCGGAGGACUUGGCACCGGAUUCUUGCUUAUACUCGCCGGUUAUCUCAGCCUUCAAGCUUUCCACAAACGCAAAAACUCCUAUUUGGCCUUGAUUAUUGAAACUGUUUGUGCUGCCAUACUGACUUGGGUCAUGACACAGCGUUACAUGCAAACUUCAAAGAUAAUGCCUGCUGGCAUUGUUGCUGGGAUCAGCGUCCUCAUGACCAUAUUCUAUGUGUACAAGAUUGUGACUGGUGGCAACCAUUUCCCGCCCAAGACUGAGUAA